Messenger RNA from Sphaeroforma arctica JP610, 1041 nucleotides. RefSeq lists its product as hypothetical. The transcript has 6 exons. The record is from RefSeq and is a predicted model, not a curated record. The coding region runs from base 1 to 1041 and encodes 346 amino acids. Gene Ontology annotation, molecular function: alcohol-forming very long-chain fatty acyl-CoA reductase (NADP+) activity. Gene Ontology annotation, cellular component: peroxisome. Lineage: Eukaryota; Ichthyosporea; Ichthyophonida. Gene Ontology annotation, biological process: long-chain fatty-acyl-CoA metabolic process.
AUGAAUGCCUACCCGUUAAUUGCGUGGCCAAAUGCCCAGCACUAUACCAAUACAACACCAUAUCAACACGCUACACAUUAUAUGGCAGAGAGCUUUCCCAACGGAUACACCUACAGCAAGUAUCUGGCUGAGGUGAUCAUUGCGGAGCAAGUGGCUAAGGUACCGAACUGCCGUGUGAAAGUGUCUAUUGUUCGACCGGCGAUUGUGACAAAUGCGCUGGGCUUUGACUAUGUGCCGCGGGGGUGGGGAAUGGACAUGCGAGGAGUCAAUGCCGCAUUCCUGUGCUACAAGGCACUGCGGGGAAAGCCUUUGACGUCGGUGGUCCCAUACAACGGUACGUAUGAGAUGCACUGCAUCCCAGUCGACGUAGUCGCUAACAUUCUGAUAGCCGCAGCUGCGCGUGGGCACGAACUGAGUGUGUCUGCUCUGCCAGCGAAACCGAUGACAGCCCUAGCAAACAAGGAACACGGUAUCAAAUGUGUACCAUUCACCGACCGCAGUGACAUGGACAUGUCAUGUACAACGCUGGAGAUGACACCUGUCAGUAAACAUGGCAGUGUGCAAAGCACCGUUGGGAGUGUCAAGGGCCCAGACGCUCAUCAGCUGACAUCAAGACCUCAACCGUUCGCGCGACCUCGUCCCGGUAUUCCAUCACCGUACCGCAAUAAGCAUUCACACGUGGAUUGCACACAGCAUAGCGCUGAGGAAGCUGCUGAGUUGAGGGCGAGGAAUACUCCUGAUAAUUCGCACACGGCCAUGAUCCUGUCGCACUUGGUCACGUCUGCUACCACGCCUGUAGCUCAGCGCAAGGCUGCCCCCACUAUCCCAGAGCGCCCCACCGGCUACACAGCGGAGAAGGUCAACGCUUUGCUAAACUUACAGCCCGCGCUGACACUCAAGCCAACCACAAGUGUCGCUAGCAACACUUCCUGCAACACCGAAUCUAGUAUAGACAUGGUGAUGGACGAUGCGCCUAGAAUGGCCAGGUUUCCACAGGUGGCGCGAGUAGUUUCGGAAUUUACCAUGUUUGUGUUGCUUUGA